Messenger RNA from Ictalurus punctatus (channel catfish), 2063 nucleotides. RefSeq names its product E3 ubiquitin-protein ligase TRIM39. Lineage: Eukaryota; Metazoa; Chordata; Actinopteri; Siluriformes; Ictaluridae. The transcript is spliced from 7 exons. Gene Ontology annotation, molecular function: protein binding; zinc ion binding. The coding region runs from base 110 to 1714 and encodes 534 amino acids. The record is from RefSeq and is a predicted model, not a curated record.
AUGAAAGCUAAGUGCAAGGUCGUUUCCUAAUCUGAAUAACUUCCCUUUCAGCAGGACACGAUCUCCAGUUUAAAACUUUUUGAGUCUUCCUUUACAAAUCAUCACAGUCAUGGCUUCCUCCAGCAGUGUCCUAUGUGAAGAUCAGCUCCAGUGCUCCAUCUGUCUGGAUGUGUUCACUGAUCCAGUCUCUACUCCAUGUGGACACAACUUCUGUAUGAUCUGUCUCAAAGAGUUCUGGGACAGCAGUUCACACUGCCAGUGUCCAGUGUGUAAGGAGGAAUUCCCUAAAAGACCUGAACUACGUGUAAAUACAUUCAUCUCUGGACUUGCUGCUGCAUUUAAGAAGCAGGUUCCCCUCAAGGCUAAAAAGGUUCUGUGCGACUCCUGCACUGAGGAGAAGCUGGAAGCUCUAAAGUCCUGUCUGCACUGUGGCGUUUCCUACUGUAAUAUUCAUCUGAUGCUCCAUAAAACCACAACUAAACUCAUGAAGCACAAACUGAUGGAGCCUGUGGAGAACCUGGAGGACUACAUCUGCCAGAAACAUGACAGACCCCUGGAGCUGUUCUGUAGAGACGACCAGAUGUGUGUGUGUCAGUUCUGUACUGAGGGAGACCACAAAACUCACAACACUGUUCCUAUAGAGGAGGAGAGUGAAAAUAAUAAGACUGAGUUGUGGAUGUUACACUGGGUAGUUCAGCAGAUGAUCCAGGAACGACUGAGGAAGAUUGAAGAAAUCAGACACUCUAUAGAGCUCAAUAAAAAAAACACAGAGAAGGAGAAAGAAGACAGUGUGGAGAUCUUCAGCAAACUGAUGCACGGCAUUAAGAGAAGUGCAGCUGAGGUGCCAAAGGCGAUGGAGGAGAAGCAGAAAGCAGCAGAGAAGCAGGCUGAAGAGUUGAUUAAAGAGCUGGAGCAGGAAAUCACUGAGCUAAAGAGGAGAAACACUGAGCUGGAGCAGAUCUCACACACUGAGGAUCACCUCCACCUCCUACAGAUUUACCCGUCACUGUGCAGCCCUCCACACACCCAGGACUGGACUGACGUCACAAUUAACUCUCAUCUGAGUCUGGAGACUCUGAGGAGAAAAAUAAUACAAGAAGUACUUAAUGAUGAAAUGGACAAGUUUGUCCAUAUUGAACUAAAAAGAAUGCAGCAACAUGCAGUGGAUGUGACUCUGGAUCCUGACACAGCAAAUCCAUCUCUUACCCUAACUAAUGAUGGCAAAGAGGUCACAUGUGAAAACAUAAUAAAGAAGCUCCCUGAUAACCCAGAGAGGUUUGAUCGUUGCAUCUGUGUACUGGGAAAGGAGGGAUUCUCCUCAGGGAGAUUUUACUAUGAGGUGCAGGUCAGAGGGAAGACUAAGUGGGAUUUAGGAGUUGUUAGAGAGUCUAUUAAUAGGAAGGGGGAAAUUACAGCCUGCCCUGAAAAUGGAUUUUGGUCGGUGUCUUGGCAUAAUAAGACUGAAUAUGAGGCUCUGGACUCUCCUCCCAUCCCUCUCUCCUUGAAACAGGCUCCUCAGAAGGUGGGGGUGUUUGUGGAUUAUGAGGAGGGUCUGAUCUCCUUCUAUGAUGUUGAAGCUAAAUCGCAUAUCUACUCUUUCACUGGCCAGUCGUUCACUGAGAAACUCUAUCCAUUCUUCAGCCCCUGUCUCAAUGAAGGAGGUGAAAACUCAGCACCACUGAUCAUCUACCCAUUGACUCAAGUCCAAGAAUAGGUUUUAAACAUGAACUUGUCAAAAUGCACAAAAUUGUGAUAAUCAUGAUUCCUGAUUUGUCCUCCAUGACUAGAGUUGGUAAAACAUGUAAUGAAUCACAAUUAUCAUGCAUUUAUUAUAGCCUAUAAAAAUCUUUUUCUACACUUGUCUCAAUUUCUGCUGCUAUGGAUGGUCCCGCAUGGAUACCCUAAAGAACUGCAUGUCCAAGGCCUUACUUCAGUCGAUAAUCUUAUACAUACUGUAGACUUGUACAUAACUUCAUAAAGACAUUCCUGUGGUUAUUUACAGUAUUUCACAAAAGUGAGUACACCCCUCACAUUGUUGUAAAUAUUUGACGAUAUCUUUUCAU